This is a messenger RNA of Cryptosporidium muris RN66, 5013 nucleotides long. RefSeq lists its product as uncharacterized. Bases 1 to 5013 code for a protein of 1670 amino acids. Lineage: Eukaryota; Apicomplexa; Conoidasida; Eucoccidiorida; Cryptosporidiidae. The transcript has a single exon. The record is from RefSeq and is a predicted model, not a curated record. Gene Ontology annotation, biological process: cyclic nucleotide biosynthetic process; intracellular signal transduction.
AUGGGUCAAAUUUCUACAGUAGCAGCAAAGAGUGCACUGUAUGUAUAUUCAGGAUGCCGAUCUAUUUUUGGUGGUAAUAGAGAGAAUAUAAUACCUCAGAGACCUCCUGAUUUAGAUAUUCUAGCUUCUGGAGAACGUGAUAGAAUAUCUGAGGACUGGAGAUGGCUUGCACUAAAGUCUGAGAGGAGGCUUAAUUGUAUGAAGAAUCUUAAAUCUUCAUCUGAACAGUUGAAACAAAGAUUAGGGAGUAUAUUUGAUAUUAGCCAAUUCACUUGCUUUGUUCCUCGAACUGUAUUAGAAGCAAUAGCAGAUAAAAGAAUAGGAUAUACAGAUGACUUUGAUGUAAUUAUAGAAAGUUUUAAAGCUGCAGUGAUGUUUUGUGAUGCAUCAGGGUUCACAGCUUUAACAACAGCUCUAGAUAAGCAACUUAAUGGAGCUGAACGUUUAGGAGAUUGUAUUAAUAACUUUUUUACUCCUUUAAUCCAGAUAAUUCACUAUUGGGGUGGAGAUGUAAUUAAAUUUAGUGGAGAUGCAAUUUGUGUAGUUUGGCCAGUUGAUGACGAAGGUGGAAGUACAUUGCAACAAGGUAUGCAUAAUAUUGCACAAGAUAAUGGGGCUGAUUUAAAUAAUAUUUCUGGAGAAUAUCUAAAAGUAAACGAUAAUAUAAGUGUACUUUUAGAAUGUAAUCAUAGUAAAUCUUCUAAAAUAGAAGAAGAUCUACAUAGUCAGAAUACUAAUACAGGAGAUGCUUAUUCAGUGGAUAUGUUUCAUGCAUGUAGACUAGCCUGUGAAUGUUGUUUAGAUAUUCAUAGAACACUUCAUAAUUUUCCAACUCCUAUUCCAGGUCGUACCUUAACUUUACAUAUAGGUGUAGGAUAUGGUAGAGUUACAAUUCUACAAGUUGGAGGUGUUAUGGAUCGUUGGGAAUAUGUUGUUGGAGGUCCACCUUUUGAAGAAAUAGCUAUAGCAGAACCUUUAGCAAAAAGUGGAGAAACAGUCAUUUCUCCAUCUGUUUACUCUAUUCUAGAGAAGGUCAUUUGUGCAGACCCUUGCAAAGAAAAUCCUGAUUUUAAGAAGCUUCGCAGCUUACUCUUAUCUCGCCCUCCUCCUCCCCCUCCUCUAGCAACAAUUCAUAUUGAAGAUGAGGAUGUUGGUCUACUACGAAGAUAUAUACCUCCUCCUGUAUAUAAAUGUUUAUCAGGGGGUUACAGUGUCUUUUUAAAUGAAGUUAGAAGGCUCACAUGUAUAUUUGUAUCUGUAAAAGGUUUAGAUAUAUCUACAUAUUAUGGAUCAAAGACAGCUCAUCAGUUAAUGCAACUAGUACAAAAAGCUGCUUACACAAUGGAAGGUAGUGUUAAUAAAUUUUUAGUAGAUGAUAAAGGAGUUUUACUACUGAUCAUAUUUGGUCUUCCUCCAGUUUAUCAUUUGGAUGAUCCUUUGCGAGCUGUAUUUUCAGGUUUAAGGAUACUGGAUAGUAUUCGUUUGAUGGGAUUGAGCUCAAGUAUUGGAAUAGGGACAGGUCGUGUUUGGAUUGGAACUGUAGGGUGUGCGAUCCGUAAAGAAUACACAGCUUUAGGAGAUACUGUGAACCUUUCAGCUAGAUUAAUGGCUAAAGCUAGUGAAAACGAAAUUCUAUGUGACGAGAAUACUUAUAAUGCUUGUCAUCAUGUGAUGCAAUUCAACGAACAUCCACCAUUUUACCCAAAGGGAAAGGAUGUAGCUAUAAAACCAUUUUCUCCGACUGGAAUUCUAGUUCAAAACUCACAAUCAAUUCUUCAACAGAGAGUCACUACUUCUAAGUUGGCUUCUGCAUCAGCUCGUGGAUCUGCAAUAUCUUUGACUGGUGAGACACAAGUUUUUAUGGAAUCAAAUAGUAGUACUUUAGCAACACAAGAAGUUACUACAACAAAUUCUGGUAAUAGUUUAUGUACACUAAGUUCCUGUACUAUGGCUCAAAUAUAUCAAGGGAAUUUUGGAAAAAAAAAUGUGGGUCCCGAAUCAAGUGCAGAGAGCACAGUUAAUGAACUGAUUCCAACUCUUAAUAAUAUUCAGGCUUGGAAAGAUUGGCGACCUCAAAAAAAACUUAGAAAGUUUUUUUUUCCCAAAUAUCAUUAUAAAUUACCGGAUUUAUCAGAUCCAAAUUAUUAUAUUAUUCCAGAUUAUAUAAUGAGUUUAGAUAAAAAUGAGAAGAUUGCAGGACCUUUUAUGCCUUGGGAGUACUAUGAACCUUGGGAUCCAAACCUACGUUCUACAUUAGAUUUAGGGGGUGUGAUGGUUGUAUAUGGUAAGGAGAAUUGUGGAAUACAUGAUAUAGUCCAAUAUAUACAGCAGAUGGGGCAGAAAUUGGAGCGUAAAGUAUUUGUAUGUAGUAACAUGCCUGAUACUCCCUACAUUAAUAUUAGCAAUGUACCCCUAUUACCCUGGAAGAAAUUAUGUACAGACAUUAUAGAAACUUGGAGAUUAACUAAAUCUCGUGAAAAAAAGGGAUUUUCAAAUGUUGAUAGAGAUAAUUCAAUAUAUGGAUUGGCUAAAGAACUCAUUCAUCCUUCUUUUCAUUGGAAUCUCAAACAACUGAAAUGUGUCUUACAGGGGUUAGUUUUACCUUCUGAACUACCUGAAAACAAAGCAUUUUUUAAAGUUAGAAAUAAAAGAAAUAAAGCUAAGUCUAAAUCCAUGAGAGAGAUUUUACAAAAUCCCUUAUUGUUUGUUAGCAGUAAAAGAAAAAACCCUUCAGAGGAAAAGGAAGAAAGCAAAAAUGAUAUAUUAAAGGAGCUUACUUUAGAUAAUACAAGCAAACAAGUUGAUCAGACCGAUAUUAACAAGAAUAUCCUGAAAUUAGACAAAAAUGAUCAUUUAAAUAAUGAUGAUGACGAUGAAUUUGUUGUAGAUAGCGAAAACACCGAAUUUGAAUCCUCUGAAAAUGAUGAUACUGAUGGACUAGGUCCAAUUAUCACCUCCCUUGUGAAUGGUUUCUCAAUGUAUGAAAAUAGUAUCAUAUGUCUUCAUGUCAGAACAGGGACUAGUUUUUAUGCUGGCAUGGAUGGUGAUAGUUGGAAAAUUGCAAGAAUGAUUGCAAGAAUUGCUAUGAUUAGAAGAAAAAGGAAGUUAGAAUUUGAUUUAAGAGAAUUAAAGAAGUGGAGACGCAAGCAUUCGCGAGUUUGCCUUUUUUGUAAAGGCUUUAAAAGACCUAUCCAGCAUAUCUCAAAAGAUACCUUGUACCUCUACAAAACAACUAAGUGUAUUCCACCACCAUCUAGAUCAUCACCCCCACUAUUAUUUGUCCUAAUAUGUAGCAAUAGUACAGAUAAAAUAAAUGAACAAGCUGAAAUAAAACAAUGGGCUAAGGAAUGUAAUGCUUUUAUUGAGGUACCAAAAUUAACCCUAAAUGAAACUUCAAAAUUCAUCGCUUUCCUACUGGGCACAAAUCCUCAAAUACCUUUUCAGCUAGUAGAGUAUGUACACAGAGCAUCUGGAGGAGUCCCUCAACAUAUAUUAUUAACUCUAAUGCAAUUAUUUAUUCAUAAAGCUAUUGAGUUAGAAGUCACUGAUGCUUCUGCAGAAUCUGCGAUUGCUAAUAUAUCGUUGCCAAAAAACCAUCCUGAUACUAAAGAUAAGCUUUCAUCAAAUUCAAAUUUUGAAAAGGUAAACCAUAAUACAGAGCAAACUCAAGAUAUGUUAGAAGUAAAAUUGCAUAUGAAUAAUGCACCGCAAAAAAUACCAAAUACAAUAGCAAGUAAUGAAAGUGAAGUCUCACAAGAAGCUAAUUUAACAAAUAUUACUGGCACUAUUUUCACCACAUCUCUCAAUGAUACUGCAAAUAUGCUCUUUUCUGAUACCAAUAUGAAAUUUUAUGACAAAGAUUUGAUUCAUGAUUCUGUAGCGUUGUCACCUUCAACAAUUUCUUCAAGAUCCAACUCAUUAUCUUCCUCAUCUAUGGAUAGAUCUGAAGAAUGGUCAAAUAACUCUCCAAGACAUGUUAGAAUUGUUCGUAUUCCUCGCUUUAGAACUCCAGGACCACGUGAACUACUAGGAAGCGAUGGAUUACCUUUAGCUACAAAUUAUGUUAGUGCACCACACAGCCCAGAAAGGCAAAGGAAAAGAACUGAAAACAAGGGAAUAUUAUCAUCUACCACAAAAUUUUCUACAUUGGACCAUCCAUCUAAGAUCAUUCGUGUUAAUGCUCAAUUGAAGAAGAUUCCAUUUGCUCCCGAAAUAGUAGCUGAUUGUAUGUCUAAAUUGGAACUAUUAGAACCAGAUGAACAAAUGGCUGCUAAAAUUGCUAGUGCCUUUAACUUUCCUUUUACUAUUUCAGAGUUACAUGCAGUCUAUCCUCACAAAAAGACUGUAGCAGAAUUCCUUACUAUGAUAAAAUCAAUGGUAUUGAAAGAUGUACUAGAGAUUUGCGAUACAACAAGCUUCAGCAGUGAAUUUAGAUCUCGUAGAGGAUCUAUUGGAAGUGACUAUAUGGCUAAGCAAACCAAUACUUUUGAAGGAGAAAGUGAAAAGCAAUCACAUGUGGAUGAUGAUGACUUAGAAAAGGAAAUACCAAUUUUUAAGGAAAUUUCUGAUUCUUUACCUAUAACUAAUGACUGCAAUCUUUAUUCUAAUGAUGAUAUACUAGAGCCUAUAAGAAAAUCUAGUAGUGUGAUUCCUAUUAAUAUUAACUUAAUACCUAGCAAUGAACCUGAAUCUGGAAAUGUAGAUACUUUACCUUAUUAUGUGGAAUACUAUCGUUUCCAAAGUAUUGCCUUUCAAAGAGUUGUCUCUGAAUCUCUACUCAGUGAUGAAAGGAAGCGUUUGGCUCGUAUUUCACGUCGUACUUUAUCAAAAAGACGUUCUAGAUUAAGUCCAUCUGUAAGAAGUUCUUCACCUCCAUUACCCCCAUCCCCUACGGACUCUAAUGCUAAUUUACAACAAGAUGAUGAAGAUAAACAUGAUAAAAAACUUAAUACAAAAUAUUUGAUUUCUAAUACAGUAACACUACUUCCCCUCCCUGAAGAGAAGAUUAGCUAA